Molecule: messenger RNA, 717 nt
Organism: Acaulospora morrowiae
Lineage: Eukaryota; Fungi; Glomeromycota; Glomeromycetes; Diversisporales; Acaulosporaceae
Source: the annotation of a GenBank genome assembly
AUGGAAAAACCAAACACAACUGAUUUAUUUUAUUACAUUAAACCACGAGAAAAAGAGACGUCACAAAACUCUACGGGAUGUCACAAUCUACUUUCACAAGGCACUUCUCGGAGUCCGAGUGGAACAAAUGGUCUAAAGCUUAACAACCAUGAUUUGUCAAGUAUUUACGAUCGAUUUGUUCGACCAUACAAAGAAAAAGGAGUCGAAAGGGAUCCCACAUAUUUACCGUACAUUAAUAUGCUUCCUGGGAAGAUGAAUAUAGUGCCAGAUAAAAUGAAAGUGCCAGAUAAAAGCCUGAAAAAAUUAAUAAAUAAACCCCGAAAAUACAAUGAAAAAUAUCCGCCUGAUAAACCUCUCUUCGAUCACAAAGCCAUCGAACGUAAUAUGUUGAAUUUAUUUAAACCAGGGUUUAUUCCGGGGUUUGAUCCAGCAGAAUUUGGAUUAGACGAAGAGAAAAAAAUACAUUCGACAUCUUCACAAAUCACAUCUCACAAUAAUAAUCGCUCUACGAUAAAUAGCUCGGCUCAAGGGAACCUGUUAGAAAUGGGUGGAGAUGAGAAAUCACAUGAGAAGAAAAAAAAGAAGAAACAUAAGUAUGAUGACUACGAUGGAGAAAAAAGAAAAAAGCAUAAACACGAUAAAGAACACCGAAAAAAUUCUACGGACAAAAAGAAACGGAAAAAGGAAAAAGAGAAAGAGAAAGAGAGGGUAUGUUGA